Molecule: messenger RNA, 7092 nt
Organism: Schistosoma intercalatum
Lineage: Eukaryota; Metazoa; Platyhelminthes; Trematoda; Strigeidida; Schistosomatidae
Source: the annotation of a GenBank genome assembly
CGUCCGAAGAAAUCCUGCGUGGGGUUUUGAAAUCCCCAAGGUCGUAGCGUCGAUUUGUUUUGUAUUCGUAUGUGUUCAUUUGAUUAUAUUUCUCCAAUGAACUUGUAAUGAACAAGUUUCUACCAACAUCUCAAAUUGAUUGGCUUCUUAUGGAUAAACCGACGGUCGACCCUAUUCUGUUAGGACUCGAUGAACAUAAUGAUAAUGGUAUGCAAGAAAUAAAUGAGUUGUUCUCAAACACAUGUGAAGACCUUCAUAGGAAAGAGCAUUAUGUUGCUGAUUCCUCCAAUCAAUUUGAAGUAGAUGGAGGUUCUUGUGUUGAUUCGGAAUGCCAUGAACCGUGGGAGACUAAUUUUUGUUCAUCUGGAAUAAAUGUGACAACAUCUGGAACACCAAGGUAUAAAUCUAGCAUAACCGCUGGUGUCACCAAGCCAUCUCAGAGUACACUGAAAGUAAUGUAUGAUGAACGUGACGUUUUUGGCACCAUGAAAUGCGACGAGCCAGCUUAUCAGUCUUGCGAGGGAGUUGCAAAAACUGUUGACAGACACAACGCUCUUAAGUAUUCCAGAAGUUUGACCCCUACGGAACCAUUUAUUAAGCGACGUUUGACAACUCAGGAAGUACCCGAACAUUCACCUAUAAGUACGGCUAUCCACUGCCAUUUUAGAGAUACAGGGCCUUUAAACUCAUUUGGCCUAUUCCAAUCUUCUAAUAAAACUAAUGACUCCCUAACCUUACGCUCUGAUUUCCCUAAUCUUGAGGUUGGUUCUUUCGCCCCACUUACAGAACCUUCAUGUAUGUUUUCAACUCCCACGGUUAUGCCUUCUGUAGAUUCUUUGAAUCAUCGCGAAACAUCUGAAGUCGAUUCUCAAAUAUUAAAAGAAACGGAAAAAGUAUCUCCGAAUUCCAGUCCUGUUUGUCGUCGACCUGGCCUUUUGAAAGGAUCGGGCCCUUCCUCUCCUUCUGCUGCUCAUCAUUGCAGUCUAUGUGGUAAACAAUAUCGUCAUGUUGCUUCUUUAAGAAAUCAUAUGCGUAAGCAUACAACAGGAGCGUUUACUUCGAAGCGAUAUAAGUGCAACCACUGUGUGUAUUCAAGCCAGUACCAUCGUAACGUGAUCAAACAUAUGGAAGCAACUCAUCGUGAUCAUGAAGCACUCUCAACAAACAACAUGACUGUUUUUCCUGAAAUGGGUUCCGCCCCGUGUGAUUCAGUCGCUUCUGAUGACUUGAAGUUGGAUUUUAUUAACUCUCGCGUUUGGAUUCCAUGUACCAAAGCUGAGCCAAAUGCCUGUUGUACCAUGUCUGGUACAACUGAUUCCAAAGACUUCCCAAUCUUUUCAAAUGUUGAGCAAUCCACGGGUUUUCCAGCUCCAAACCUAGAACCUCAUAUUGUUUCGCGUCAAAUAUCAUCAAAUUAUGGCUCUAGAAUGGCGAACAAGCAUUAUGAAAGCGAUCAUGUUGGUAAUUCAGGGACAGUAAUGAUCCCUAAUGAUGCCUCUAAAUCCUAUCGAUGUGAAAUUUCAGGUUGUGAUCAGGCAUUCCAGUCUGUUAAAUAUCUAUCAAAUCACAUAAAGGAUUCACAUCGGGAUAUAAAGAGAUUCAAAUGUCCACUUGAAGGGUGCUCAUUUUGUGGGCUACGUCGUAUGCACCUCAAACGCCAUAUUACCGAGUUUCACAGUGAUAAAAAGCUAUCACUGUACAAAAUGUUGGACCAAAAUCGGCUUAAUCAUGAGCCGUAUAAUUCUGUCCAACCUGUAAUGAUGUAUGGUAGACAGGAAGGUCUUUCACUCAAUGUACCAAAAUUAUCCGACAGUCAACCAUUAAAACGGCAAUGUUACAAUUCUCAGAUGAAUAAUUAUGUCCCUUUGGAUCCUUCUUAUGCUAGUGACAACUCGUACCACGAUCCUAGCUGCCGUGGGAGUGAUGUAUAUUCCUUUCCGAUGUCAGGUUUUUCACAUCCAUCUGGAGAUUGUUGUGUCUCGGAAGACACUGAUAGUAUGUUAUUCAGUCACACAGCCUCUAAAAGCUUCGAGCAGAAACCUCAUUCAUAUAUCCGUAUGUCAAGUCAAAUCAAUAGACCCUUUGGAAAUACGUCUAGUAGUAAUAUGCCGUUCCAUAAUGAACAACGUGUAUCUGUGAACAAAGCGCGUUCAAUUAACCCUUCGAGCGAUUUUCAUAUCCAGUCUCCAUACCCUCUGUCCGUAUCAAACCAGUCAGCUCAUUAUCACCAACGUGAUCCAAAUACAUUGGACAAUGAUCUUCAGUUAUCAUGUGAAAUUGUGAAUAGCGAGUCUCUGCAGAAACAGCAGGAAUUCUUCUCACAAAAUGCCGUCUAUUCUAAUGUAAAAUCACUGUCUUUUAGUUCAAAUGACCCAUCUACUAAUCGUAUGACUGAACCUGAUGUAGUUGAACAGCUUUUAGAUUCGACAAGUGCUCCGAAUAUAGUUUUGGACCAGAUUCUGUGUGAACCAAUUGAACCAAAUAAAGAUGAUGAAGUUAGAGUUGAAACAUCCACAUUGUCUACUGCAACUGUCAAUACCUCUCAAAUCUCUCCUUUGAAUUCCAAAGUUCUGUCCAAUAAUGUAAAAAGUUCUGUAUCUGGAGCAAAUAUGUCAAUCAACAUUGUACAUACUAGCAACAUGCUCUCAGAGACUGAUGCAUUCUUAUCCGAUUUACAAGAAAUCCUCGAACGUGACAUGCCCAUGCUGACAUCUUCAACACCUAAGGGUCUUGAUUCUUCAGAGCUUGUUUUAGUCACUGUCAAAGAAGCUAUUUCUGAGUCGAAAUCUCCCACUGGAAUAACUGGAUGUAAGCUAACAAGCACAUCGUCACUACCAAGCACUGACUCUGGGCAUGAAUGUUGGAGCAGUAGCAGCAGUUGCAGUGUUGGUCCUACUAAUGCUUCCACAUGGGGUCAGCAAGAAGCUACAACUCCUUUAAAAGUUUCUUCUCCGUCUUCGUCUUCAUAUCCAUCUAACCAGCCUUCUGGAACAAAUCACUCAACUCCUAGUAUUUUUGAUAAUCAGGUUACAGAGCAAAUUAUCAAUGAACAGUUCUCUGAUCAUGAUUCUCAUGACCAACUGUCAAGCAAAUGUUCCAAUACUCUCCACUGUGCAGCUAUUACCGUUGAUGGCAUGCCAGUCACUCCACAAAUGUCAUCAGUCGUCGGAUCACAUCAUACAUUACCUUUAAAGUCAAAUAAGAAUGUUCGCUUAAACAAUGCCAGUCAACUUUUUCAUGGUCAUUCAUCUUAUCCUCAUAGUACUAACUUCGUUCAAAAUUCCCAAUCUCCUACUUAUAAUUCUGAAAAUCCCCGUCUACAAUAUUCACAGGAUCAUAGUGCUUCCAACCAAAUCUCUUCUAUGUACAGAUUUUCAGGUGAUCAGUCAAUGAAUCAACAAAGUUCUGUCCCAUUUUACUCAAGUCAUAAUUCUUAUGUGUCAAGUGAUUUAACGUCCAAUCAAACAAUGUUCAGUUGUCAGCAAAAUGAAGCUCAACAGAUGUGUCAGUAUUCAUUUAAUCCAUCAUCCUUACAUUCAGAGCCAACUUAUCAUUCCUCCUACGUUCAGCCAAAAUAUCAGAACUAUAGACAUAAUGAGACUGAUGUACGACUAACACCGUUCAAGAACUAUCCACCCAACCCUCAGGAGCAGGUUUACUGGCAGCCAAAUGCUAAGUAUCGUACAGACUUCUACGAACAAAUGCCUAACAAUCCUCCUAUAUCAUGCCGCAAUAUAGUUUUUAAUACACAUGAAUCAUAUCCUUUUGAAAAUUCAAUGCCUUAUUCACAAAACAGCUCAAUAUCAACGCGAGUUACUGACUCUAUACUUAGUGAUAAUGAAAAUAAAUCUACGCAUAAUCUUCGACAUUCGGAUCAAUUAUCUAUUCAGAAUUCCACUUGUCCUACUCCAAAAUAUGUUAACUUUCCAGAUACAGAUAAUCUCCCUUGUGAUAGAACUUUUCAAACAACUCAACAGCCGGUUAGUAAACGUUGGCCUACUCAAGAACAACAUUUAUUUAAUCCUUAUAGUUCAUAUCCUUCGUCAAACUAUACUCAUAAUCUGCAAAUGACAUCCCCGAUGUAUCCAGUUAGGCAACCACCCAUACAUUCCAUUUCACGUGUUAGAUCAGAAGAUUCCAAUUCGUGUAUAAAUUCAUCAAACCGUAUACAAAAUCAUGGAUCUUAUUUUUCAAAUCAGCCUCCUUCAGCUUCACAAUAUUUCUCAAAUUCUGCUUGUUAUUCACAAUCACGUUCAAGUCAUGUUUUUUCACCUCAUUCCCAGUAUACACCAUCUCAAUCUGUUUAUCGUGACAUGUCACAACAUGAAAACUACCUUAUUGGUGAUAGGCGUUAUUGCACUUCACAAUCCAACUCAACUAUCCAAGCAAAUAUUAGACAUUCGAACAUGGGAGCUAUUGGAAAUUGGUCUGUGGACAAAAAUUCAUCUUAUUCAGGAAAUCAACAAGACACUAUAAUUCCACAAGGAAUCAACAAUACUAAUGUAGUUGGCUAUUCAACAGAAUCUAAUCCAGCUAAUAUUGAUCAACAUCCAGAUAGCUGUCAACAAUUCAUACCCAAUCCACAAAAUUCACAUUUCAUUUCAGACUCAGUGGAUCAUGUGAACUCGUCGUUGGAUAAUCCAUCGUCUAGACCACUAUGUGAAUAGUGUGCUGUAGAAAACACAAAUAUCGUGAUCUAAAGAAGUUUAUUUUGUCCUUUAUCACUUACUACGACUGUGUUAACUUGUUAGGAUAAUUCAAUAAUCAAUGUGCCGUAUCGUAAUCAGAAAAAUGAUUCCCCUACUGGAUGAUUAUCCAUAUUCUUGAAGCUUGACAAUAGAUAUUUUCAAAUUCAGCAAUAUACAACACAUUUCACAAAGUGUCUCAUAUAUACAUAUGUAUAUCCCUUUUGUUUUCUAUCAGUUUUCUUUUGAUCUACUUGUUAUUCCUAGAGUAAAAUGUAUUUCAUAUUUUUUACAAAUUCGUCUAUUUGUUUGAUAGUGAAAACUAGAAAAAUUUCUAUUUUAUUUUUAAGAAAAAGAGAAUAGAAUGUUUAUUUGUAAUUUGAUGUUGAUAAUAUGUUCAUACACUACUCUCUCCCCUAUCCUUUUCAACUUCAAGUCACCUUUAUUGAUAACAAUAGACAAGUGCCUAUUCCCCCCUCCAUAUAUAUAUAUAUAUAUAUAUAUAUAUAUAUAUAUUUGUUUGUUUAUUCUGAUGUGAAGUUGUGUGUUAAAGUACGUACAGCCUACACUACUGAUUAAUUUGUUUUGUAAACAUGUUUACCAAAUUUUUUCUUCUCGAAGGCAUUAUAUGUCCAUGUAAUAUUUUAUUCACUGAACGAUUAUGUUUACUCUCCUGUGUAACUACUAUCAUUUUGGUGUAUUGCACAUAAUUGUGUAUGUUCAAUUAAUAUCAUUCCAUUCAUUGAUAUUUCCUUUCUUGAGAGAAUGUCAUAUUUGUGUUUUGUGUGUAUUUACCUUGAUUCUAUACAUUUAUUUUAAUUUACUCUCUUGUUGUUUAUUAAGAGGAUUUCAAUUUUCUAUCAAUAAUCAUGGUUUUCUAUUAUAGAUUUAUGUUGAUGAUGUUUGUUGUGUAUAAUUUUGUUGUUGUGUUAACUACUAUCAUUAGUUAUUUAUUGCACUUCCUUGUAUUAUUGUUAUAAAUUACACAACAGUAAUAAUGAUAAUAUUUAUGUCAUAAAUUUUUUCCUUUGAUUUUUAAUUUAUUCUUCUGUUGUUGUGUACAUUUUACAUCUUCGAAAGAAAAAAUAAUUAAGUCCACUUAUUUCUUACCAUCUGUACACAUUAUGUUCAUUAUCCAAUUCAUUACUCUUUCUUCCUUUUCACACCACUGUAUAUUAUUCUAAUUUAUCUCUUUUAAAACGAAAAAUAUUUUUGUAAUAUAAUUGUUAUACUCUUCAGAAUUGUAGUUGUUUAAUUUUUUUUUUGAAUGGUAACCAUUUUGUUUUGUUCCUAUAUAUUUUACAGCAAGGCAAGGAUAAUAGUAUUUUACCGAAUGAAGAGUUCAACAAAAUUUUCAUUCUAUCCACACAUUGAUAGUCAAUUGAUAAUAGAUAGGUUAUUUAUCAACAGUUCGUUACGAUUGCUCAUAUUCUUUAUUUGUUAUUAUUUCUAGAUUAUUUUUUAUUCUCUAAAGUGGUCCCUCCUCUUCAAUUGGAUCCUUUCUUUGCGAGUUUGUAUGUGUGUGCCUGUAUGCGUGCCAGCGUAUAUAGUGUCUUUCAUUCUUUAGCAUCACUAAAAGGAAACUUUAUUUACGUGAUCAUUAGUGCCUGGUUUUUGAAAAGGAUAAACUGAACAUUUUUAUUAUUAUAGAAAAAGAGAAAGGAUGAGACUAACCUGUCCACAUGGUUAUGAUCAAUUAUUUUUAAAACAACCAUUUAUUUGUCAUUAACUUGUUCUGUGUAUAUAUACUGAUAUAGUGUACACUAUCAAUAGGCACGAUGUCUUUGUAAUUGUUAUCGAUCAGUCUACUACUGAUGAUCAAAUAUACUAAUACAUAAUAUUCUUUACUAGUGUGUCUUUUGUUGUGAAAUUAAUCCUGAAUUUAUCUUUUGAUUUUUUUACAAUAAACAGCACGUCCUUGUUGACACACACACACAUAUAUCUCACCUACUUUUUUCCUAGUCAUUCCAUCUUCAUCAGCGGUUACCAAGUGUCUUCUAUUUUCUUACUUAUAGUACUUAUUACUAACAUCGAUGUUCUCUGCUUCAUGUUGUAUAACUUGUUAUAUUUUCUCGCACAUACUGCUUAUUUUUUUACAUUGACUUCUUUUUGUCUGUACAAUACCCAUUGUAUAAUUUUUUUCACCCUGUCUUGAGCGCCUGUUUAUGUAUCUUGGAACUUUAUUAUUCAGGUGAGCUUCUAUUUUCUCCGUGAGGAUCACUUUGAUUGUUUAUUGACUAAAUGGGAAUCACCGGUGUUCCUUGAUAUGUUUUUUACUCCUAUUUCACAUAACAGAACAGAAUUAUCAAGGUUAUAUAUAUAUAUAUAUAUAUAUAUAUAUAUAUAUAUAUAUAUAUAUAUAUCUGUGUUUAUAUUGUAUCAUAUAAUAUGCCUUGCUUUGUUUAAG